Messenger RNA from Cynara cardunculus var. scolymus (artichoke), 920 nucleotides. RefSeq lists its product as uncharacterized. Lineage: Eukaryota; Viridiplantae; Streptophyta; Magnoliopsida; Asterales; Asteraceae. The transcript has 5 exons. The coding region runs from base 19 to 750 and encodes 243 amino acids. The record is from RefSeq and is a predicted model, not a curated record.
CGACUUUCUUUCACAAAAAUGGCGGUCCCUCUCUCUCCAACUUCUCUCACUCUUCACCACAGCUCCAAUCACCGGCCCGUCCAGGUUUUCCGAUCAAAUCGCCACCUGAAUUUCACGAAACUCAGGUGUAGCGGAGAAAGAGACAACUCAACAACCACCGAUUCAUCCACCUCCAGUCAAGGAUCCGAUCCUGGAAAUCUAAUGCUUAAAACCGCUUGGUAUGGCUCCGAGCUUCUCGGAAUUGCUGCCUCGUUUUUCCGUUCGCCGGAGAAGAUCGUUGAAGGAGGCAUCAAGCUUGCUGGAGAUGGAGAUGGUGUAAUUGACCGCUCAGUUAUCGUUGAAACUAUCAAAGGGGAUUUCCAGAGGUCUUAUUUUGUUACAGGUGCUGUUACACUGGAUGCAUACGAAGACGACUGUGAAUUUGCUGAUCCAGCAGGUUCAUUCAGAGGUUUACGUCGAUUCAAAAGAAAUUGUACAAAUUUUGGAUCUCUUAUUCAGAAAUCAAACAUGAAGCUCAUGAAAUGGGAGGAUUAUGAGGAUAAAGGAAUCGGGCAUUGGCGUUUCAGUUGCACCAUGUCGUUUCCAUGGAAACCUAUUCUUUCAGCUACCGGUUACACCGAGUAUUAUCUCAGCAAAGAUUCAGGAAAAGUAUGCAGGCAUGUGGAGCACUGGAAUGUCCCAAAGAUGGCAUUAUUCAAACAACUCCUAAAGCCUAGCAGAGGGUUAUGGGGUAAGAAGGAACUUGGUUGAUUUGUAAAAUCUUGGAUUUGAUUUGAUUCAAAGAUGAUCACUAAUUGUGAUUUUCUUUUUUUUACAUUUUUGAAACAGUCUGAAGAUAGUUAUUAUACCAAAUACCCUUUGGUCUAGCGGUAUGUGAGUCUUUGGCUUCUUAGAAGGUCAGAGGUUCAAAUCUCACCAAA